GCACAACUACCUAUUUCACACCAUUUAAACUUCCCGCAACUCAUAUUUUCAGAUUUUUCUCUCCAACAUAUAUGAGAGUAUUUCCCUUCCCUUCCAUUAGCCAAAAUAUGUUUUCAGAUUUGAUCACUCUCCCUCUUUCUUAGAUUAGGCAUUCAACUCCGUUUCACUGCUUCAAUGCCGGUGCCGUUGUUCACUGCCAGCCAGAUUUGCUAUCACCAGUGUGAGGCCAAGGUGAAGAGAUCCCAAAUCGGUAUCUAAUUUCCGGCCGAAAUCAACCUUUUUUUCCCGGUCCGGUAUCUAAUUUCCGGCCGAAACCCGGUAUAUAUCCCUGUACGGGCAAAACCGGUCCGGUAGACCGGUAUUUAAACCGGUACGAAACACCACCGGUACGAAAUAUACCGGCCGCUACAGUACGGAAUUGUCUUCCUGAACCGUCCGUACUGACUCCCACGGAAAAUGAUAAUGAGCGGUAGAUGCCGUCGAGUCAAGGAAUGGUUUCGCGAUUAUAUUUUCUUCAACCCAAAAGCCUUCUUCAUUUUAGGUUUAGUUUUAAGCCAUAGCUUCGCUGAAUAUGCAGUGGUGUCCACCUUGAUAGAUUAUCUCACAGAUAAUUGGAUGAAGGAACAUCUACCAGAAGCUGUGGCAAUUAUAAAUCUCCAAGAUGGCGUAAAAAUUGUAUUAUCACUUUUUCUCGCUUAUGCAGCAGAUUCCUGUAUGGGACCUAUGGGUCGUUUCAAAGUGGUUCUUUGUACCACUUUAGCCUAUAUUUUGGGAUUGAUGCUCUUAUGGUGCUCAGCUAAUAAUUACCUUAGUCCAAUUCGAGAGAUUGACGUGUUCUAUGCUGCAGCAGUGAUUCUAGUAGUGGGUAUGGCUGGUCAAGAACCACCUCUAAGAGCCUUUCUUGCUGAUCAAUUAAGUUAUGAGAUAGAAAAUCCAACAGAAGAAAAGCUGGAAGAAAUAGAUGAUCGUACAGAUAUUUUGUGGCGAGUUGCCAGGUUUUCUGGAGCCACUAUUGCUCUCGUUUCCCUUCCAAAUUCUACAUGGGAAAUGGCCUUCGGAGUUUCUGCCCUGGUGAUGGGAGCAAAUCUUUUGCUAUUCUUGUUUGGCAAAGGUCUCUCCUGUUACAAACCCCACAAACCAGACGGGAGCUCCUUUGGAAUUAUUCUUCGAGUUUUAAAGGCAGCCAUACACAAUCGGAAUCGCAACUACCCUCAGACAGAAAAAGGGUAUUAUUGGAAAACCCUUACACAACCAGGACUGAUCGAUAAGAGCAAUGGUCAAACACAUUUGAAGCCUAAAGUUCCAUUUCUAAGAAGGUUAGACAAAGCUGCAGUAAUUGAUGAAGGAACACCCCCAGUCAGUCCAAAAGAACAAAAAGAACAAGAACUUCCUGGGCAUCUUUGCACAGCUGAACAAGUGAGGGAAGUAAAGCGCCUUUUUACUUUGAUACCUAUUUGGACAAGCUUUCUCGGCUGUAGUUUGGUUGCAGCUACCGGAAACACUUUCUUUUAUGAACAAACAAGCAACAUGGAUGUUCGCAUUGCCAGUAAUAUCGAGGUUCCUUUAAAAGUUUUAUUUGCCCUUAGGUCCAUUAUAUGCUACAUAAUAUCAUACAUGUUUUGGUCCAAGAAAGCAAGACAACAACAAGUUACACGGAUCAGAAUUGGUGUCGGGAUGAUUUGUUCUGCAUUAUGUUGCUUUGUAGCUUGGCAGGUAGAGGUCCGCCGACUAUAUUUAACUGAGGAAGAGAAAAUUGAUCCUAUCUCUAUGAGUGUCCUCUGGUUAAUUCCACAAUUUAUUUUGUUAGGUCUAAUGGAAGGACUUGCCACUUAUGGGCUUCAGGAAUUCUUCUAUAAGCAUGUCGCUAUAUCAAUGAGGAGUUACGGUCCAUCGUUCAGUGAUUGUGUAUUAGGCUUAGGAAAUUUCAUCAGCAUGCCUUUCGUUUUACUGUGUAGAAGCUGGUUCAAGGAUUCCAUAAACACAAGUCAUCUCGACAAGUAUUAUCUGACUUUGGCAAUACUGAGUUCUGUGUUCUUUGCCUUUUAUGUGAAUGCCUCAUCCUCAAUAGAGUCUGUCCACAUGGGAAGUCCAUCAAAUGAUGAGGAAUCAAACGAAAGCUUGGAAGAUCAAAGGGGAAAUGCAACAGAGGGAGUGGAAUUAACCGGGAUCAAGGAUGGCAAUGAUUACACAACUAGGAGCUUCUCGUCCUCCCUACGGAGGAGAAAAAAUGUGGCUACAGCAUCCACUGCCGUUAGAUUUUUUGUGCUCCUAAAAGAUAAAUUGGCUUUGGAAUCACCCGCAAAUGCAGACUCCCCUGAAAUUACGGAGGAACCCCUUUUGCAAUCCCAUGCAUCGACUGGAGCUGAAGAGGUAGUCUCUGAAUGAUGAGCCAGGAAGCCUCUCUUACUCUGAACGGCGAAGAAAAGUGGCUACAGUAGCCACUGCUACUGAAUGAUCUGUGCAGAAGCCUCCCUUUGAUUAAGGUAGUCCCUGUUGAUAAGCCAGGGAGCCAACAAGACUAAAUUUGGAUGGAUUGAGGUCAAUCUAAACCCUUAACUGUUAAAUGAUGUUAGGACUCACUACGCAUUGUUGUCGCAUCUGAAAAUAAUAUUAGUAUCAGUGCUAAUUUAUGUAGUAUUGGUGAUAGUAUCUAUUCGUGGUUUAAAAAACUCUUCCCCACCCGCGGGGGUCAAUAGAACCCUGUAUUUUUAACAAUCCUAUACUCUUGAAUUUUUGUUGGCACCAUGCAAAUUGGAUUUACAAGUAUUAGCAUGUUUCAA
Quercus robur (English oak) is the source of this 2780-nucleotide messenger RNA. RefSeq names its product protein NRT1/ PTR FAMILY 5.4-like. The coding region runs from base 457 to 2385 and encodes 642 amino acids. NCBI's taxonomy places the organism in Eukaryota, Viridiplantae, Streptophyta, Magnoliopsida, Fagales, Fagaceae. The transcript has 4 exons. Gene Ontology annotation, cellular component: membrane. Gene Ontology annotation, biological process: transmembrane transport. Gene Ontology annotation, molecular function: transmembrane transporter activity. The record is from RefSeq and is a predicted model, not a curated record.